This is a messenger RNA of Anoplophora glabripennis (Asian longhorned beetle), 428 nucleotides long. RefSeq names its product 40S ribosomal protein S27 (gene RpS27). Gene Ontology annotation, biological process: translation; ribosomal small subunit assembly. Bases 116 to 370 code for a protein of 84 amino acids. The transcript has 3 exons. Gene Ontology annotation, molecular function: structural constituent of ribosome; RNA binding. The record is from RefSeq and is a predicted model, not a curated record. Gene Ontology annotation, cellular component: cytosolic small ribosomal subunit; ribosome. NCBI's taxonomy places the organism in Eukaryota, Metazoa, Arthropoda, Insecta, Coleoptera, Cerambycidae.
GUUGGUCACAUCGCUUACCUAUUGCCUACUUCCUUUACAUGGUUGAUAGCCGAAAGUACCACGUGCGACUCAAAAGAAAUUAUCGAGUUAAACGUGCAAAAAUAGAGUUUUAAACAUGCCUUUAGCAGUUGACUUAUUGCACCCCUCUGCGGAAAAACAGAGGAGAUCCCACAAGAAGAAAAGGUUGGUGCAGCACCCCAACAGUUACUUCAUGGACGUUAAGUGUCCUGGGUGCUACGCCAUCUCCACAAUUUUCUCACAUGCACAGUCCGCGGUGCCCUGCAAAGGUUGUUCCACCAUCCUCUGCACGUCCACUGGUGGCAAAGCGCGACUGACCGAAGGAUGCAGUUUCAGGCGUAAACAACAUUAAAUAUUUUAAUAUGUGUAAUAAUUUAAAUUUGUUUUCUAAUAAAUGACUGUAUCGGAAA